UGCCGCCGCCGGCGAGUUCCCGCUAGCUAUAAACCCGGGUACACGGUGUCCAAAGCUCUACGAGCCGGACAAUGUGUCUUUUUUUUGUAAAUAAACCGCUGAAUAUCUCAGUCCACGCUAUCUGACAUUUUUCGGUUUCUAUUGAUGGUGUUUUUAACCAUUUUCGGUGAAUCGUCGGACAGGUGAAGUUGCUCGGUCCUCAUGUUGCGGGGUUACGAUGGACAAUCAGUGGGUAAACACGUGGUGAACUGGUCUUUAAGGCGAGUCAGAGAUCAACGGGAGAGAUUAGGGGGACUCGGGAUGGCUUGAGUGGUUCCGGGAAAUUGUAAUUUUUUUGAUGAAAUCUCGUGAUUCGGGAGGCGAGUGGUGAUGGGGAGAAUUAAGAGGGUUUUAUUCGUGGAUUUUUAUGAAAAGUGGAGGAACGGAUUUUCGGGGCACUGUGCCGACGGUGACUGAAGCAUCGGGCUCCUGGAAUAUGCAAAAUGGCAACGAGCAUAUGAUGUAGAGGCGCCAGUUUUCUCCGUGAUGCUGAAGGAAGUCGGUUGCGGUAGUAGUACACCCCCACCCGGGGACGUGACAGCUGGUCGUCGAGAGAAUCAGGGGGAUUCGGGGAAUUCCGAGGGUGGACUCGCCUGCGGGGGCUGCGGUCGGGAUAUCACGGAGAGAUGGUACCUCAGGGCUGCUGAUCGCGCCUGGCACUGCGGAUGUCUUCGGUGCUGUCAUUGCCGCGUGCCUCUCGCUGCGGAACUCACUUGCUUCUCGAGGGAUGGAAAUAUUUACUGCAAGGAGGAUUAUUAUCGGCUCUUUGCUGUUUCGAGAUGCUCAAGAUGUCGGGCUGGAAUAUCUGCAUCGGAACUGGUGAUGAGAGCGAGGGAAUUCGUCUAUCACGUGGCUUGCUUUGUCUGCGCGUCUUGUGGAGUUCCGUUGAAUAAGGGCGAUCACUUUGGACAGAGAGAUGGUCUUGUCUAUUGCAGGCCUCACUACGAAUUGAUCUGCUGCACCGCAGACUACGGCAGCACUCCUGGGAGCGUUGAGGACCUCGGCUCCCCAGGAGUCUCGCCCCUGCCGUCCUACUACAGCGCACCCGAGCAGAGCCCCGUAACCUCAGUGGGUUCAGCCCAAAAGGGUCGUCCAAGAAAGCGAAAACUGUCCGAAGUCACUGGAUCCGAGAUGCCAGUGACCAUGAGACUAGCAUCAAGCGCCCUCGAACUGCUGCAUCCGAAUGAACUGUCGUCAUCCAUGGAGUCGUUGACUGCUUAUGACACGUCGGUGGGCUCGCCAGGACCGGUGCAUCAGAGCCAGAGGACGAAACGGAUGAGAACGAGCUUCAAGCAUCAUCAACUGAGAACUAUGAAAAGCUAUUUUGCUAUUAAUCAGAAUCCUGAUGCUAAGGAUCUCAAGCAACUGGCGCAGAAGACGGGGCUGUCCAAGCGCGUGCUUCAGGUCUGGUUCCAAAAUGCACGAGCCAAAUGGCGUCGCAACAUGAUGCGUCAGGAGGGUAACCACGGAGUAAGCAACGUGGGUUGUCCAGGCACUCCAGUCUCCUCAUCCACCGCUAAUUCCCCCAAUAUCGGACCAAACUCCGCAUUCCUGGGCGACAGCAACAGCCAGCCCUCAACUUCCAUGGAGGAGAUACACGCACUCCAUCAUCUUCACUCUGGUGUCUCAUCGCAAGUAUCAUUCUCGGAUCUCUAUUGACAACGAAUCGAGGAGGAGGACGGCUUCUCUUCCGGAUACCAUGGAUGACUCAGAGAAUGAUUAUUAAUCCAAGAAAAGACUUACGGUGCUACGUAUUUCUGAUUUGAUCUCAAUCAUUCCUCCUGUAAACUUUGUGAGACUAGUUGAUGUGCGUAAGAAAUUGAGGAAAUUGAGGUCAAGUGAAAACCCCACUAGUCACUAGGAGAUAAUACACCAGUUGAUUCCGUUGCAAUUUAUUCGUUUAGACGUAAUACACGAUAAUAAUCGUAGUUCCAUGGCAGACCCAAAUUAUCAAAGUGGUUAGACAAUAGUUUUGAAAGUGUGUCGACAGUGAGUGAUUGAAAGGGUAACGUUUGCAAUAAUCAUGACCAUUGCUUUUUCAUUUCCACCAACGAAUCCAAAUUUUUCAAAUUCAUUCUGUCCUCAUCGUGUUAUUUCCAACGUCACAAUGAUGUCCACUGGGAUGAAUCAGUAUAAUUAAAUCUCAUUGUAAAUUGAAUCGAAAAACAAGAUAUGUAAAAUGUGUGAUGUAUAGAUAAAUAAUUAUGGUACUUCAA
Messenger RNA from Diachasma alloeum, 2255 nucleotides. RefSeq names its product LIM/homeobox protein Lhx9. The transcript has 6 exons. Gene Ontology annotation, molecular function: RNA polymerase II transcription regulatory region sequence-specific DNA binding; DNA-binding transcription factor activity, RNA polymerase II-specific. Gene Ontology annotation, cellular component: nucleus. NCBI's taxonomy places the organism in Eukaryota, Metazoa, Arthropoda, Insecta, Hymenoptera, Braconidae. Bases 526 to 1698 code for a protein of 390 amino acids. Gene Ontology annotation, biological process: neuron differentiation; regulation of transcription by RNA polymerase II. The record is from RefSeq and is a predicted model, not a curated record.